AACAAUUUAAAAACAAUUUAAAAACAACAAUAUCAGAGAUCAAAGGCCUGUCGAAACAGAUAUGUCUUACAUGCCCUGUGGAAAGCUGAUAGGUCCCGCAAGGCACGGACUUCAGGUGGCAGAGUAUUCCAGAGUGAUGGUGCCACUGCUGUAAAGGCUCUGCAUCUGGUUGCUGUUAGACGCAAGGUCUUGACACUGGGAAUUUCCAAUAGAUCUUGGCCUUGAUAGAGAAAUAACUGUUCAGGGAGGGUCACAAGAAUGAAAAUGGGGGGACGGGGGAUUGUGGAUGGUUGCAUUUAAUAGAUUUACAUAGUUCUGUAAGUUCCAAACUACAUCUCCUCAAUGCAAGGUUCUGGCUACUGUUUUCCAUGGUUGCAGCUUUCUAAUAUUAACUUUUAUAUUUAUGAUUUUUAAAAAUACUUUUUGCACUUAUUUUCAUUUUUUAAAUGUAUGUGUUUUUUAAAAACUCUGCCCAUUAAGUGCCUGAGGACUAUACGGUUAAAGAAGCAGAGCUCAAAAUGGGAAGCUUACUAGGCCUUUGCUCUGGAAAAGCUCCAACAGCCACUCAGCUUUUCCUGUAUUUUAUUGUUGGUCAUGAUCUUCAGUGUAGUCCAGAGAAAGAAAUAGUGAUGGAGGAGACUGCUACUGUAAAAGAGUGUCUAAACUUAAUGCUGAAGAAAUCUGGUUUGACAGGAGAUGACUGGCAUUUGAGAAAGAUUGACUGGUGUUAUGAAGCUGGGGAACCAUUAAACGAGGAGGUAAAAGGGAAUGCAACCCUAAAGGACCUUAGUAUCUGCAGUGGAGACAUUUUGAAUGUUGCUGAGGGGAAGCUUCCACCAAAGGUAAAGUAAAUUGGUUGCAUCGUAUUACAGUAGUUAACUUUUAAUCAAGAAUAGGGAGACUUGUGUUCAGACUACUACUCCUCAUCCUUGAAAUGCAUUGGGAGACUUUGAGCCAGUCACUAAUUGGUUGAGGACCCUUCUCACUCUUUCAUUCACCCUCUUCCCAUUUUAACACAUUAAGCUCACCUAUUUUAUAAAGGAAAGAAGUAAUAUUAAACAUCAUGGGUUUCUUUAGAAAAAAAUGAGUCACAAAAUUGAAGCAAUUAUAGCUUUGGGCUGGUUCAUUUCAUGCAGCUUUCUUCACAUAAGCUCAGUUUCUGAAUAUUUCUCUUCAAGUUGCCUAUUAACUUAUGGAAACCCCAUUGAAUUCCAUAAGUUUUUCUUAGGCAAGGAAUACUCGAAUGUAGUUUUGCAAAUUCUCAAAUUCAGCCUACACCACCUGGUGGGCGUUAAUAGCCUCCAAUCCAAGUUCUGGCUCUGUCUAGCCUCCAAAUUUAUUCCUUUAUUCACUUCCCCUGACUGAUACCAGUGUGAGCAAGAUUAAGACAUUGGGAGAUAUUGGGUAGCGUACCUGGAUUUCAGUAAGGCCUUCGACAAGGUCCCUCAUGACCUUCUGGCAAACUAGUCCAAUAUGGGCUAGGCAAAACUACGGUGAGGUGGAUCUGUAAUUGGUUAAAUGGACGAACAAAGAGGGUGCUCACCAAUGCUUUCUCUUCAUCCUGGAAAGAAGUGACGAGCAGAGUGCCACA
This is a messenger RNA of Anolis sagrei ordinatus, 1591 nucleotides long. NCBI's taxonomy places the organism in Eukaryota, Metazoa, Chordata, Lepidosauria, Squamata, Anolidae. The record is from RefSeq and is a predicted model, not a curated record.